This is a messenger RNA of Maudiozyma saulgeensis, 531 nucleotides long. Lineage: Eukaryota; Fungi; Ascomycota; Saccharomycetes; Saccharomycetales; Saccharomycetaceae. The record is from the annotation of a GenBank genome assembly.
AUGACGAACCUAGACAGCAAAUCAGACACAGAUGAUAAUUUCAUUAAGAGGACCCAGAUUGAUUGGGAUUGGAUAAUCAUUGACGUAACAAUCACUAUUCUUAAAGCAGCUUUUUAUGUCGCUCAAGGGUUUUGGUUUGCUACUUAUGGAAGAUCUUUAUGGGAUUUAGUUGGACUCAUAGAUAACUCAAAUGUUGAAAUAAAUACGAAAGGUUGUGUAACUACCGGUGGAAUACUUGUUCUGAUAACUUUUCUAUGGUGUGCUUUAGAUCCAGAUCCCAGUUCAGUUUUACGUCGAAAAAGGACAGAGGCUACGCAUGAAGCCAAAACUUCAAUAAAAUAUUACUUAAAAAAGAAAUUGAAGGGAAUGUUAUAUAUCAUAUAUCAGCUUCUUAUUUCACUAGUGAUAUUCAGUUUGCUCACCCUGAUAUGGAAUAAGAUUCACGAGGAACGGUUGCCCAAUACCAUAGUAAAAUUUGCUUUACAGCAUACCGUAAAUUUGACAAUAGCCUAUGGUUGGUUAUGUUCCUAA